Messenger RNA from Camelina sativa (false flax), 881 nucleotides. RefSeq names its product methylesterase 10. NCBI's taxonomy places the organism in Eukaryota, Viridiplantae, Streptophyta, Magnoliopsida, Brassicales, Brassicaceae. Gene Ontology annotation, biological process: jasmonic acid metabolic process; salicylic acid metabolic process. Gene Ontology annotation, molecular function: methyl indole-3-acetate esterase activity; methyl salicylate esterase activity; methyl jasmonate esterase activity. The record is from RefSeq and is a predicted model, not a curated record.
UAACAUGACUUACCAAACAAUACCAAAUGCAAACACAACACAUGCAGCAACAACAACUCCAUCACUUCGUCUUUGUCCACGGCUCAUGUCAUGGAGCAUGGUGCUGGUUCAAACUAGCUGCAAAGCUCAAGGGGGAUAAGGUUCGUUUGGUGUCCGAGCAUCUAGAGCCUUUGAUGAGUUUCAUGGAGUCUCUUCCUGAGAAUGAGAAGGUGGUUCUCGUUGGUCAUAGCUAUGGUGGCAUUGGAACUUCUCUCGCUAUGGAAAGAUUUCCGACCAAAGUCUCUGUUGGAAUCUUCCUCUCUGCUUAUAUGCCGCACCAUGAUUCUCCUCCAGCGGUUUUGAUUCAAGAGUAUUUUAAGAGACUACCAGAGGGUUUCGCCAUGGAUAGUGCGUUUACAUUCGAGGAAGGACCAGAACACCCUCCGAGUUCAGUUUUGUUCGGUACUAGUUUCAUGAAGGAGAAGGCAUAUAGUAAUUGCCAAUUAGAGGAUCUAGAAUUAGCCAUGGCGUUGGUGAAAUCGAGCUGGUUAUACGCUAAGGAAAUGGGAGGUGAAGAUUUGAUAUCCAAGGAGAGGUAUGGAUCUGGAAAGAGAGUUUUUAUUGUCUGUGAAGGCGACAAUGUGCUUCCAGAGGAGAUUCAGAAGUGGAUGAUUAGUAACUACGAGCCUAACGAAGUGAAGAGGAUUGAAGAAGCUGGUCACAUGGCUAUGCUCACUAAGCCACAACAACUUUCUCAACUGCUACAAGAAAUAGCAGCGAAAUAUAACUAAAUGUAAAAUGAUAACAACUGUGUAUGAUUUGGGCUCAAUUACAUCUAUGAUAUGAAUAAGGGAGUUUCAAUAUUUGUGAUUUUUGGUUAUUCCUACACUGUAAUUUUGAUA